AUGUCACCUGAGCAAGCGCACGCGGGCGACCGUGCCGCACACCUCGAUGCAACACCCCAAGAUGGAGAUUCCGCACCGGUGUCAAGUCGGUCAUCAGUGUCCUAUUCAAGGACAUAUUCGACGCCAGCGACCGGUGCGCAAACGCCUGAUCCGUUGAUGGGUAAUCACAACGUCAUGGACAAAGCGGCUCUCCAAAACCUCGCGAUCAAAGACCUCGGUAGUGGUCAUGAACCCGAGAGCUAUGCCCUCGACACUCAGAUGAAAAACCGAAAACCAUCAAUCUCGGUUUCCCGACGUCGGGACGAUCCGUCCGGCGAGGAAUCGGCAUCGCCGACCCGCGGCAGGCAGGGCAUUCCGCCCGAGCUCCCGAACUUUACAGCCGAACUCAUCAUGAUCUUUGUCUGCUCAGCCGGCCUGAUGCUUUUCUCAUUCUUACUAGGUGACAUGCUUGCACCUCAAGAACAAAUCAAAGAAGCUCUGGGAAUCACCAGUACCGAACUCCCGUGGGUCGUCGGCGCCUUCAACACCGCCAACGGCCUGUCGGUUAUCAUCUCCGGCUCGCUAACAGACCUAAUGCCUCCGAAGCUCCUAAUGGUCGGAGCCUUCGCCUGGCUCGCCGUCUGGAAUAUAGUUGGGGCUUUCACUCUCCACCCAUCCCGAUACGUCUUGUUCUUCGUGAUGCGCGCCAUGCAGGGUCUCGCCAUCGGCGUCCUCGUCUCCGGCAGCAUGAGUAUCCUCGGCCGCGUCUACACGCCUGGUAUCCGCAAGAAUCGUCCCCGUUCGGGUUCUCUCCUCGGCGCUAUCCAGGGUGGAGCGCUAUACCAGCAUCUCCCGUGGAUCUUCUGGUCCAACGCUAUCAUCUGUGGCCUACUUUGUGUUGCGGCUUGGUACACCAUCCCCUCCCUUCGUCCUAUGGCAGAUGUUGCUGGUACAGAGGCUCCGUCAAUCAAGGAUUUCGACUAUAUUGGUGGCUUCUGUGCUGCUGGCGGUUGUGUUUGUCUUUUGUUUGGACUUACGCAGGGCCCGGUCGCCUCUUGGUCUCCAUAUACCUACAUUCUGAUCAUCAUCAGCUUCAUACUUUUUAUUGGGUUGUUCUUCGCUGAGCGAAAGGCUUUCCGUCCGCUCAUCCCCAACCGCCUUUGGCGCACACCGGGCUUUACUCCGUUGAUGAUUGCAUACUUCCUAGGCUUCGGGUCUUUCUUCGGGUGCUGGCAAUUCUACGCGAUUCAAUUCUGGUUACGAAUCCAGCAUGCUAGUCCGAUUGCCGUGGCGCUAUAUCACAUCCCCAAUGCGUUAGUCGGUGUUUUGGCCACAAUUAUCGUCGCCAAAACUUUACACCUUGUACCCGGGCAUUACAUUUACGCCGUGUCAAUGCUGGCUUUUACCCUUGGAUCCGCAUUCUUCUUGCCACAAACAGCAAAUACGACCUACUGGGCCCUUUCAUUCCCGGGUAUGGUGCUUGUGACGUUCGGUCCCGACUUAGCCUUUGCGGCGGCUUCGAUUUUCAUCACUAGUAAUGUCGAGAGGUCUUACCAGGGAAGCGCAGGCGCUCUCCUGGUGACCAACCAGAAUCUCUCAUCUGCUAUCAUGACUAGUGUUGCAGAUGCUAUCGGUACUCGCGUUGACAGGGGCGCCAAUGGAGAGAUUGGUCUCAAAGGACUGCACGCCAUUUGGUGGUUUGCCCUGGCGGUUCAAUUGGUUGGUGCAUUGGUGACGAUUAUUUGGGUCAGAAUUCCCAAAGAAGAAGAAAAGGAGCAUGUCACAUAA
Messenger RNA from Penicillium brevicompactum, 1767 nucleotides. RefSeq lists its product as uncharacterized. Bases 1 to 1767 code for a protein of 588 amino acids. Gene Ontology annotation, molecular function: transmembrane transporter activity. The record is from RefSeq and is a predicted model, not a curated record. Gene Ontology annotation, cellular component: membrane. Lineage: Eukaryota; Fungi; Ascomycota; Eurotiomycetes; Eurotiales; Aspergillaceae. The transcript is spliced from 2 exons. Gene Ontology annotation, biological process: transmembrane transport.